CCCAAAAUUAGCCUUGCCUACAGGUUGACCGUGGUCGUAUCAAAAGCAAGAAUACUAGGCAAUUCGGAGCUGUUCAUUAAAUCCGGAAGUGACAUCAAUUUAACAUGUGUCGCCUUACAAGCACCCAUACCUCCUUCAUUUAUUUACUGGUAUCGAGGAGGAAGAGUUGUCAAUUACUCACAAAGAGGAGGUAUAAGUGUUCUGACUGAGCGGCACACAAGGACCUCCAAGUUGCUUAUUGCCCGAGCUAUACCAAGCGAUUCUGGAAACUACACUUGCGCGCCUAAAGGAGCUGAUUCAGCAAGCGUCAUGGUGCACGUGCUGAACGGUGAACACCCGGCGGCCAUGCAGCACGGCAACAACAGCUGCGGCGCCUGCAGCAAGUGCAAAGUCAACAUCGUUUUACUGUUCGCUCGGAAUGGAGGCUGUUUUAUUUUCUUACUUCUGACGCAUCGUAGCGUCUUAAACAGAUAAAACAUCUUUGUUUAUUAUUAACAUAAAUAGGAUAGUUUUCUAUGCGUGUCCACGAACAUUUAAGUGCGAUCCUACAAUUACGACAUUUGUAAUAAAGUAACAUAUUUGUAAAUUCAGAUACGUGUAAAUAGUAGCGCAUUAUAUUAUUAUUGUGACUUGUGAAUAUAUCUUGAUUUAUAUAAUCAGAACUGUGAAUGAUA
Messenger RNA from Ctenocephalides felis (cat flea), 674 nucleotides. RefSeq lists its product as uncharacterized. The transcript has 4 exons. Gene Ontology annotation, biological process: synapse organization. The record is from RefSeq and is a predicted model, not a curated record. The annotation marks the transcript as partial. Lineage: Eukaryota; Metazoa; Arthropoda; Insecta; Siphonaptera; Pulicidae. Gene Ontology annotation, cellular component: neuron projection membrane.